Aspergillus luchuensis is the source of this 699-nucleotide messenger RNA. RefSeq names its product nuclear transport factor 2 family protein. The coding region runs from base 1 to 699 and encodes 232 amino acids. The record is from RefSeq and is a predicted model, not a curated record. Lineage: Eukaryota; Fungi; Ascomycota; Eurotiomycetes; Eurotiales; Aspergillaceae. The transcript has 2 exons.
AUGUCAUCGGGAAACGACGUCAUCCACGUGGGGUUGAACCGUGACGUCACCCUCCCGUCUCCCUCCAACUUGUUGGUUGUUAUACUCUUUCCUUUUUAUCUUUCUAUCUUCCCCUUUCUCCUGCUGGCAUUGCAUCGCAUCGCGUCGCAUCCUGGACCCUGCAUCGCAAAUCUGUUCUGCCACCCGUUAGGAUACCCCUUAGACGAAAUACCCCCGACCGGCUCGCUCAGCCACCCACGAAAGUCUAAUCAGGAACCACAAAGUCAGAUCCAAAGAAACAACACCAACUCAGCUCGGAAAUCACCGAAAAUGGUCGGCUCCAUCCACGAACGCAUUCGCGAAGACCUUAUCGGCAAGGAGCGUCGUCUCUGGACGGCGCUCACCUCGGCUGACCCGGGGCCCGAAAUCAAGAAGAUGUGUAACGAAGAGGCCAACCUACUUUUUCCGCAGCGCGAGGUUCUGCACCUGCAUUCGAAGCCGUCAAUCAGCGAGGCACUGAAGCCACCCUUCCAUCACUUCGACGAGUACGAACUGCAGGAGGUGCGCGUGAUCGUCAUCGACUUGAUGGCCGGGUCAGUAACGUACAAGAUCAAUGCGCGCCGCGGAGAAGAGACGUACCGGGGCACCGGGUCGACGACAUGGAGCCAGGGGAGUGAUGGAGAGUGGCGGAUUGUGGUGCAUCAGGAGACAUUAAUGUGA